Lodderomyces beijingensis is the source of this 792-nucleotide messenger RNA. Lineage: Eukaryota; Fungi; Ascomycota; Pichiomycetes; Serinales; Debaryomycetaceae. The record is from the annotation of a GenBank genome assembly.
AUGCCACUUCAGUUCACCAAAGUCCCGAGAGACUCGGACCUUGUCUCCAAAAUAACUACUAAAUUCCCUUACUACGACAAAGUGCAGCUCAUAGCACCCGCGGGAGAUUAUUCAAAAACACCACCUCUGCUCAGGGCAUCUUUUCAAGAAUAUGAAACCAGCAACCUCUACCAGCUCUGUUUGGACAGCCCCAAGGAAACAUUCAUCAAAGCUAUACCGCAAGAUCAAACUUCUCUAGCUCCAAUUUUCCAAAACUCGCUAACUUUGAGCCACGGCCAAGUCACGCUAAGAUUGAGUCAGCCGUCAUUUCAGAAAUGCCCCAAUUUGCAAAGCCGCAACAAGGGCAAAAUCACCAAAUUGAAGCUGGAGAAGAUUGGCCAUGGUGGCAACUACAACGCUCAGUAUCGCUACGAAAUUAAAACCGAGGUCGCUGUACCUGAAUUGAAGACCAUUAUAAGCACAGUGUUGCCUCGAGUGAAGGUAUCCAUAUACUCUCUAGAUCUGGAUUCCCAGUUACCUAUAGCGAAAUCCAUCGCUGCAACUCCUAAAGUUGCUCACUUGGACAUCUGCGACAGAUAUGAGGCAUUGACAAUUUAUGCCAAUUUCGAUGAGAAUCAAAUCGUCGAUGCAAACAAACUUGAAACCCAAUUCGCCACACGGUUCACCAUCUCCAAUACCAUCUCCUCUGCUCUAAGCGACCUAAAAUGGCACUUGCUCAGUUUGCACCAGGGAGAGCACCAUAUACUCAUGCAAGACUGUGGCGAUCUGAUUCACGUUUACGAGAUCAUAUAG